Molecule: messenger RNA, 2476 nt
Organism: Galendromus occidentalis (western predatory mite)
Lineage: Eukaryota; Metazoa; Arthropoda; Arachnida; Mesostigmata; Phytoseiidae
Gene: phtf
Product: putative homeodomain transcription factor
Exons: 2
Coding region: 208-2331 (707 amino acids)
Cellular component (GO): endoplasmic reticulum
Source: RefSeq, a predicted model, not a curated record
GUUGUGGAAAACGUCUCUUGCUCUCGCCUGGCGGCUCGUGCACCAAGGUCGAAACACCAGCAGAAUGGGCACCAUAGUACGCAAAUCAGGACUCGAUUACAGGUGCUCUGCUCGUGUCGGGUGUUGACGUCGCCCUCGGCGAUCGACUUCCCCGAGCGAUCGAGUUGCCUUCGGAAGCUUCAGACCCCAUGACAUUCAGUGUAGGAUAUGGACCUGAAGCUGGAUCAGAGUCUCGGCUGGUACCAGAAAAAGAUCGGUGCCUACGACAAGGAGGCAUGGGAGCGUCACGUCGAGCGCAGAGUGCUUCGCGGCGUCAGCGGACUGCCAAAGAAAAGCGCCAAGUUCAAAGCAGGCUUCAUCGACGUGGACCUCGUUCGGGGGUCCACUUUCAAGAAGAAGAAGCCUCGAAGUUCAUGGCUAAUGCUGUGUGCCAAAGGAGCACUUAGAGUUCUUCUGUACCCGCUGUACAUAACUUGGUGGACACAACAUACGAGCCAUGCCGUUUCGAUGUACUUCCUUUUUCUAUACUUGUCGCAGAUCUAUGCGACCUAUCUGAACGUAUACGUCAACCCGCAGGAUGACUUUGAUCUUCUCGUGAUCGAAGUCAUCACGCCCCUUGUCGUCAUGUGCUUCCUGGGAGCCAUACACGAACAAAUCGCAACGAAAAGUGUAUCGAACGGAGCGAACUUCCCGAAACACGGUCAGAAAAGGCGCUUGAGACGGAAACUACACAAAGCCCCAAGCGAAGUCGAGGGCAAGCAAGCCGAGAACAAAGAGGACAGCAAGGAGAGCGGGCUCGAGAGUCUCGACUUCGCGACCAAGAAUACCGUCGACAGCUCCGAGAAAGGCUCGAGUCCAACAAGUCUGAGCGAACCGCAGACUCCGGAGCAUCAUCUGAAGAUUGUGAUCUCCUCCGAUGACGAUGAGUUCUUCAUCGCGAAAAGUCGCAGCGAAAUGAACAACUUACGCCGCAGACGCAAGCUCAAGCGACGCUCCGACGGAGUCCUCUACGACCUGAAUCAUCUGAGGUUGGCCGACGAUCUCAACGCCCACCGAAGACUCUCUGCUGAAAGCGGGGCUUCCUACAUCCGCAACCACAUCUGGGACAAGCUGAGCGACGACCGGAACGAGACGGCGAGCAGCGCGGACGAGUCACAGUUCCCGCAAGGUCUGAAGAAUCAAUCGGAUUUCGAAUGGCCCUCCCAGACCGAUUGCAACUAUAUCUCCUCGAGUUCGGAGAACCUCCAUUCGGAUGAGGCUACGGACGACGACGAUUACGGUGACGAUAUUGCGCCCUUGCAGUGUAGCUCAGUGGAUAAAGUCAGCUGCACGAUCUGGGAACACGGCGACUGCAAGAAAGUUGACCUGUCCAUUUUCGACAUUGCAUCAGCGAUCGUCAGGAAAGUUGAAAACUGGAGACACGCCAACGAAUAUCCCGUAUUGGCGUUGGUCCUCAGCUUCGUUUUGGCCCUGUAUCCGUUCUACUUCAAGACGGAGUUGCGUUCGCCCCUUCAGCAGUAUUACUUUUAUCAGGAUGCCACCGAAACGGGCUUCAACUCCUCGGCCCUAGAAGCGCAGCCAAACUCGACCCGCGAAUCAGGACAAGCCUUGAGCGACGAAGCGAAAAUCAUUACCACGGCCUGUCUUGUCAGGCUCAGCCUGUCCUGCACUUUUUUCUAUCUGCUGUGCGUGGCCGAACGGACGUUCACUCAACGGUUCCUUUACGCGAAACAUUUCUGUCAGCUGACGUCCGCACGGAGAGCCUACCGAUCGGAACUGCCCCAUUUCCGGUUGAAUAAAGUCCGAAACAUCAAGACGUGGCUCAGUGUUCGAUCCUAUCUCAAGAAGCACGGACCCCAGCAAUCGGUCGAUGCCAUUGUUUCAACGGCUUUUGUGAUGGGCGUUUGCGUGUUGUCCUUAUUUUGCGCGCAAAUGCUCCGAGACGGCCACUCGCUCGAGAAGCUAUUCUGCUGCGAAUGCGCACUCUGGUGCAUCGGAAUCGGAGUCUUCAUGACUCGCUUCAUGAUGCUGGGCUUGAAAAUCAACAAAAAAUAUCGGAACCAUUCAAUUCUGAUAACAGAACAAAUCAAUCUCUAUCUGCACAUGGAGCAAAAACCACAGAAGAAAGAUGAGCUAGUCCUGGUGAACAACGUGCUCAAGUUGGCCGCUGAUCUUCUCAAAGAACUCGAAAGUCCGUUCAAGAUCUCCGGAAUCUGCGCCAACCCCUACCUGUACAAUAUAACCAAAGUAAUUUGUGUGUCGGCGUUCUCCGCAGCUCUGUCCGAACUUCUCGGGUUCAAAUUGAAACUCCACAAGAUAAAAAUCAAAUAGAAAUCGAGCCACGUCGUCGACCCGAGGAGGCUCUCCAGAGCCUCGUCGCAUGGUCCACCCGCCGCGAGAGCAGAUGGUUUUCAUGAGAAAGCACCUUAUUCUGUAUAUUCCAUACAUUGGAUGACGUUGAGCCUAUAGCUCACCG